This is a messenger RNA of Ascochyta rabiei, 594 nucleotides long. RefSeq lists its product as uncharacterized. NCBI's taxonomy places the organism in Eukaryota, Fungi, Ascomycota, Dothideomycetes, Pleosporales, Didymellaceae. The record is from RefSeq and is a predicted model, not a curated record. The transcript is spliced from 2 exons. Bases 1 to 594 code for a protein of 197 amino acids.
AUGGCACCGACUCAGAUAACGAAGGACAUAACACUGCAGAACCAGAUCGACUCACCUUUCCUACGUCUGCCAGGCGAGGUUCGUAAUCGCAUCUACGGCCUUGUUCUCGGCGGCAGACAAAUCCAAGUCCUGUACCCUCGCCUCUACAGUGCCGAGAGGGAUGGUGGCCAGAACGAUGGGUUCGCUUCCCUCGAGCCUGGCACAGUCCGCAAGCUGCUCCACAUGACAGAAGCAUGUCGACAGAUACACGCCGAGACAGAUCUCCUUGUCUUCCAGACCAACGACUUCCGCAUUGCUUCCAACCACAGCUUCGAGACGUUCCUCGACGCCCUCUCGCAGCGGCAAGCCGAGGCUGUCAGGUCCCUCGUCUGGCCGAAGUGCUGCCAGCUAGUGGCGGAUGGCCAUCUAUCCAAGUGUACCGGCCUGCAGCGACUCAUUGUCUCGAAAGCUGGGCACAGCGGCGGAGACUUCUACACCCCAGCCGAUAAUGCGACCGUGAAAGUGCACCUGUAUUACCAGGAGAUGCGUCAAGCUGCGCAAGACAGAAUCGAUGCGUGGGAGGCUAAGGGUGUUGAGAUCGAGUACUGCGAAUAG